Messenger RNA from Vicia villosa (hairy vetch), 699 nucleotides. RefSeq lists its product as uncharacterized. The transcript has a single exon. NCBI's taxonomy places the organism in Eukaryota, Viridiplantae, Streptophyta, Magnoliopsida, Fabales, Fabaceae. The record is from RefSeq and is a predicted model, not a curated record. The coding region runs from base 1 to 699 and encodes 232 amino acids.
AUGUAUUUCAAUGAUGAGGGAUACUUCAUUCUGCGAUUUCACUCUAUGGAUGAUAAAGAUUUGGUGCUAACGAAGGGCCCCUACACCAUUCACAAUAUGCCUAUGCUGUUGACGGACUGGAAGCCUAAUUUUGACCUUAAGAAGGACAUGCUUCGUACGAUACCAAUUUGGGUCACACUCCCCCAUCUGCCACUGCAUUUAUGGGGUCAGAAGAGUCUGAGCAAGAUUGGUAGUGCUCUGGGUACCCCAAUUGUAACAGAUGAAUGCACAGCGAAUAAAUUACGGGUCUCAUACGCACGCAUACUUGUAGAGAUGGAUAUCACAAAAGCACCAGUUACUGAGAUUAACAUUAGGGAUGCUGAGGGUAACAAGAGAAAGCAGGUUGUUGAAUAUGACUGGAGACCGAAAUUUUGUGAAAGAUGCCAACGGGUUGGUCAUAACUGCUUGGAUAAUGCUCAGAAAAAGCCAGUGAAGCAAUGGAAGCAAAAGAGUAUACCAAAUGAUGCUGAAAUGGGGAAGGCUACAUCCUCAGUGAUAAUUCCUCAACAGAUUACCACUGAAGAAGAGGUUUGGACCACCAUAGAAAGGCACAGAAAGGGGAAAGCCAUUGUUAAUGAAGGAAUACCUCAGAUUAGACAUGACAAUUCUUUUGAUCCACUAACUCUUGAGAAUGAGGGGUUAGUGAGUAAUGGAGGAUGA